Messenger RNA from Aspergillus melleus, 732 nucleotides. RefSeq names its product Smr domain-containing protein. The transcript has 4 exons. Bases 1 to 732 code for a protein of 243 amino acids. Lineage: Eukaryota; Fungi; Ascomycota; Eurotiomycetes; Eurotiales; Aspergillaceae. The record is from RefSeq and is a predicted model, not a curated record.
AUGCACGAAAUGUCACACAUGGGCCCUCGGGCCUUCAACCAUGAACAGAGCAGCGACGCCGAAGCCGAAUAUGAUCGUCUUCGCGACCUAGCCAGACAAGAAGCCUCGAAGCGCGGCUCGUGUUUCCAACGGUCCCAAGAAGCCUACAGCAAUGGCGACGGCGCAGCGGCCAAGGAACUGUCGGAGCAGGGCAAAGCCCACGGUCGCAAGAUGGAAGAGUACAACCGGCAGGCCUCCGAGUUUAUUUUCCGCGAGAACAACGCCAACGGGCGCGUCGAGCCGGAUACCAUCGAUCUGCACGGACAAUUCGUGGAGGAGGCCGAGGAAAUCCUGGAAGAGCGCAUUAAAUACGCGCGGCAGCAUGGCCAGAAUCAUCUUCAUGUAAUCGUCGGAAAAGGCAAUCACUCCGCAAACCAUGUGCAGAAGCUCAAGCCCCGCGUCGAACAAGUCUGUCAAGAACUCGGCCUCCAGUAUGCCACCGAGGAGAACGCCGGACGGAUCUACGUCAACCUGACCGGUGGAGCGGCCGAGAUGCCCUCCUACGGUGGUUAUCCAUCGCAACACCAGUACCCCGGACAGCAGCCGCAUCAUCAACAGCCGCAUCACGGGCAGCAACAACAACACCAGCAGCAGCAGCAACAGCAACAGCAGGACCCCGUGGAACAAGUGGUCAACGCUGUUCUUCCGAAGGUCAUGCGCAAGCUGGAGAAAGCUUGCUGUAUUGUCAUGUAG